Messenger RNA from Ilex paraguariensis (yerba mate), 2493 nucleotides. The record is from the annotation of a GenBank genome assembly. NCBI's taxonomy places the organism in Eukaryota, Viridiplantae, Streptophyta, Magnoliopsida, Aquifoliales, Aquifoliaceae.
AGGUGUGAGAGAGAGAGAGAGAGAGAGAGGCAGUCGUCACGCACUUCCUGUUUGACUCUCUUCCUCGAUCAAACCCUAAUCUCCCUAAUUCUCCUCAUUUUUUGCCCCAGAAUUUUCUCCUCUCGUGUUAUCACGAUCCACAUUUGCCAGAAAAAUCUGGUAAUUUAUCUAAUUUAGGUUUGGUUUUUUGUGGAUUUGAUGGGGAGUGAAGUGGAUUAUAGUUCUGAUGAAGACACUGAUGUCAGUGAAUCUGAAAUAGAGGAAUAUGAAGACAAAGCUUAUGAAGAAUUGAAGAGUGGAAGGCACCACAUCCAAAUAUCCGAUCAAGCUUACACUUGCCCAUACUGUCCAAAGAAAAAGAAGCGAGAUUACCUAUACAAGGACCUCUUACAGCAUGCAAACGGCGUGGGCAAGUGUAAUUCACAAAAGCGAAGUGUAAGAGAUAAGGCCAAUCAUCUAGCAUUGGCGAAAUAUUUAGAGAAAGAUUUAGCAGUUGUUGCGGGCCCAUCACGACCAGUAGCUGAGGCUGAUCCUUUGGCAGAUCAUGAUGGUGACGAGAUGUUUGUUUGGCCGUGGAUCGGAAUUGUUGUUAACCUCCCUACUCAAUGGAAGGAUGGGCGUUAUGUGGGGGAGAGUGGUUCUAAGUUAAGGGACCAGUUGAUCAGGAGAGGCUUCAAUCCCAUAAGAGUACACCCUCUCUGGAAUUUCCGUGGACAUUCGGGAAGUGCAGUUGUGGAAUUUAAUAAAGAUUGGUCUGGGUUCAACAAUGCUAUGUCUUUUGAGAAGGCUUAUGAGGCUGAUCAUCAUGGGAAAAAAGACUGGCAACCAACGGAUGCCCAAAAAUCUGAUCUUUAUGCAUGGGUUGCUCGUGCAGAUGACUACAAUUCCAAAUGCAUCAUUGGGGAACAUCUUCGAAAGGUUGGUGACCUUAGAACCAUUUCUGAUAUCAUGGCUGAUGAAGCUCGGAAGACAAGUAAGCUUGUAAAUAAUUUGACAAACGUCAUCGAGGUCAAGAAGAUGCACUUAAAACAAAUGGAGGAGAAUAUCAAUGAGACUUCAAAGUCCCUGAGCAUGUCAAUUGCAGAAAAAGAUAAGCUUCAUCAAGAUUACAAUGAAGAGAUAAAAAGGAUUCAGUCAAGUGCCAGGGAACAUUUCCAGAAGAUUUUUAAUGACCAUGAAAAGCUUAAGGUGCAAUUGGAAACUCAAAAAAAAGAGCUUGAGCUCAAGGGUAAUGAAUUGGAGAAACGUGAGACCCGGAAUGAAAAUGAAAGAAAAAAGCUCUUUGAAGAGAUUGAAAAGAAUGCAUUGGAAAAUAGUUCACUUCAGACGGCAUCUGAAGAGCAGAAAAAAGCUGAUGAAAAUGUAAUGAAAUUGGCAGAAAUUCAGAAGAAGCAAAAGGAGGAUCUCCACAAGAAAAUUAUUCAACUGGAAAAACAAUUGGAUGCAAAACAAGCAGUGGAGCUAGAAAUCGAGCAGUUGAGAGGGACAUUAAAUGUAAUGAAGCACAUGGGAGAUGAUGGUGAUUUGGAAAUUUUGAAAAAGGUAGAGAGCAUGCAGAAAAUGUUGAGGGAAAAGGAAGGAGAUUUUGAUGAUUUAGAAUCCUUGAACCAAACUUUAAUAGUGAAGGAGCGCAAGAGCAACGAUGAGCUGCAGGAAGCUCGUAAAGAAUUGAUUAAUGGCUUGAAAGAACUAGCCAAGACUGCUCCUAUUGGUGUUAGGAGAAUGGGGGAGCUCGACAGCAAACCAUUCCAUGAAGCAAUGAAGAGAAAAUAUAAUGACACAGAAGCAGAUGAGAGAGCUUCAGAAUUGUGCUCAUUGUGGGAGGAGUACCUUCGAGAUCCUGAUUGGCAUCCCUUUAAAGUGAUCAAUGUCGAUGGAAAACAUCAGGGAGUGAUAGAUAGCGAAGAUGAAAAGUUGAAAGGUGUGAAGAAAGAAUUUGGUGAUGAAGUGUACAAGGCUGUGACGACAGCUUUGACUGAGGUGAAUGAAUACAAUCCAAGUGGAAGGUACAUCAUUUCAGAGCUAUGGAACUACGCUGAAGGUAGGAAAGCUACUUUGAAAGAGGGAGUCGUCUGCAUACUGAAGCAGUGGAGAAUUUACAAGCGACUGAGAGGGGAGUGAUGGUUGGAAUUAUGUUCUGCCUUAAUUUCGAAUAUUUCAGCCUUUAUCUGUAUCUGUAUCUGUUAGAGUACUUUAAUGUAGAACUCAUGUAUAACUUAACCAGCAUGAAAAGCUAGAUCAUUGACACUGCUCGUGCAGUGCCCUACCCCAAGAACCAGGGUACAAAUUGUCUUAGAAAGAGCUGUGACAUCCAUGUCUCAAUCUUGCCCUUGAUAUUCCACAUUUGAAGGUAAUAAUAUCUAUGCAAAUGCCAUUGGAGUUAUCCAUAACAGAAUGGCUGAGUGAUUGAGAUGUACUGUUAACAGAACUCUGGGAAUAAAUUGUUGAUCUAUGAUGGUUGCCUUUGGCAUGAGGAGUCAUUUUCUUUAACAA